GCGAUCCCGGAGAGCCAACGGCAGCUGCCCGCCGCCGGCACGUGGCUCGCGUAGCGCCGGCUGCCACAGAAGGACCUUGUUCGCUCCUGGACCGUGCUCUGAGCGGGGCUGGGCUGGGCUCGGAUGUGCUCUGUGGCUGCCUUGUCUCAGGGCUUUAAAUAUUCAUGCUUUUGAUUUCCUCUGAGCUGCUGGCAACCGCUUGCGAGCACGGGGGCCAGAGCGAGCCGGCAGGGGCGGAGGGGCAGCGGUUUGGGACUCAUUCGGGGCUGCGCUGAGGCCCCUGCUGGAGACAAUGGGAUUCGUCGUGGGUCCGCUUUGGGAGCAGCGUGGGGCAGUGGGGCUUGAGGACCUCCCAGCCGUGUGCUGAGCCCCCUUACCGGCUGCUCCGUGCGGCCCCAGGGUGUAACCACAGCUUCGUUUCCUCCCCGCCGCACCGGGAGCAGGGGUUGCUCUCCAUCUGUCCCGGAUUGCUGACGCUGGUUGCCAUCGAUCGGCUGUGACGGCGUGGAGCUGGGCAGCCCCCGCUGCGUGCCGGAGCUGGGGACGGUCCUCCUCGUGAGCCAUGAGGGGCUGGCGAGCACCUGGCACAGAGCUCGGCCUUGGCCGGUGCCUGGGGGAGGAUUCCAGGAGGCUGUAGGCGCUCAGCCGCUCCGCGGGGUUGCUGUGAGGGGUGGGCAUGCGCCAGCCCUUCUCGCCUCUCUCCACCAUGGAUCUCCUGCAGAAGAGCAAAUACAGCCACCUGAGGAACGAGUCUGUCUCCUCCCUGGAGGAGGCGGUGGGAGCCUUGGGGACCCCGGCGUCCCCGGUGGAGUCCCUGGCGGGCACGCGGUCUCUGCCUGGCUCCCUGUCAUCCUCCUCCCUCAGCCCCAUGCUGCCUCUCGGGGAGCUCUCGUCCGAGUCGGAGGACAGCCCUACCACCCUCUGCUCUUUCUUCCCCAAAAUGGCCAACCUGAAGCUUUCCAACCCCGCCAACCUGCUCAGCCUGCGGGGCUCAUCGGCCGGCAGCCUCAAGGAUGCUGGGAGCUCAGGGCAGCCCGUCCUGACCGGGACUCUCACACCGGCACCGGGGGGAACAGCCAGCCCCGACUCAGUGGGACCUGUUACUGUCUGUUCCCAGGAUAUGAACAAGCUGAGCUGUGCGAAGAGGACGCGGGUGGAAGGCGGCCAGCUGGGUGGUGAUGAAUGGACCCGCCACGGCAGCUUUGUCAAUAAGCCCACGCGUGGCUGGCUGCACCCAGAUGACAAGGUCAUGGGUCCUGGGGUCUCCUACCACGUCAGGUACAUGGGCUGCGUAGAAGUCCUUCAGUCCAUGAGGGCUUUGGAUUUCAACACAAGGACUCAGGUCACCAGGGAGGCCAUUGGCCUGGUGUGUGAGGCUGUGCCCGGUGCCAAGGGAGCCGUGAGGAGGAGGAAGCCCUGCGGCCGCUCUCUGAACUCCAUCCUGGGCAAGAGCAACCUGAAGUUUGCUGGCAUGCCCAUCACCCUGACCAUCUCCACCAGCAGCCUCAACCUCAUGGCCUCUGACUGCAAGCAGAUCAUUGCCAACCAUCACAUGCAGUCCAUCUCCUUUGCUUCUGGGGGUGACCCGGACACAGCUGAGUACGUUGCCUACGUUGCCAAAGACCCCGUCAACCAGAGAGCCUGCCAUAUCCUGGAGUGCCCUGAGGGCUUGGCCCAGGAUGUGAUCAGCACAAUUGGGCAAGCCUUCGAGCUGCGCUUCAAGCAGUACCUGAAGAACCCCCCGAAGCUGGUGACACCCCACGACAGGAUGGCGGGGUUUGAUGGCUCAGCCUGGGAUGAGGAAGAGGAGGAGCCUGCCCCAGAUCACCAGUACUACAACGACUUCCCUGGCAAGGAGCCUCCUAUCGGGGGGGUCGUGGACAUGCGGCUGCGGGACGGGGCUGUGCAGACCCCCAAUCACCUGGGGGCCACGCUGCCUGUUGGCCAGACGUCUGGUGGGGAAUUUGACCCCCGGAAGCAGCACGGUCCUGCUCAAGCAGGAAGAGAGAAAUACCCACCUGCAGCGGGCGCAUCCGGCCGCACGGACCUGUUUGAUGACCCAUCUUAUGUGAACGUGCAGAACGUGGACAAGACACGCCAAGCAGCAACUGCAGGCAGCCCUGCAACAGCCAACGGCAGUGCCCAGCGAGACCUCUUCGACAUGAAGCCAUUUGAAGAUGCCCUGCGUGCCCCCCAGUCUGUGCCCGUGACCGUUCCGCCUGCCCAGGUGGUGGCCUCCAUGGAGGAGCAGCUGAGACGGGAGCCGUGGUACCACAGGAAGAUGAACCGCAAGGAGGCUGAGAAACUGCUGAAGGUGAACGGAGAUUUCCUGGUGAGGGAGAGCACCACCACCCCCGGGCAGUACGUGCUGACCGGCCUGCAGGGUGGGCAGCCCAAGCACCUGCUGCUCGUCGACCCCGAAGGAGUGGUCCGGACAAAAGAUCACCGUUUUGAGAGUGUCAGCCACCUCAUCAGCUACCAUAUGGACAAUCACCUGCCCAUCAUCUCAGCUGGCAGCGAGAUGUGCCUGCAGCAGCCGGUGGAGAGGAGACUGUGAGCUCCUGGGGGGCCUCGGUGCGCGCCAACCCCCCCCCCCCCCAGCCCUGCUUCCCACCCUGGGGAGCACUUGGACUCAGCCGGGGCUGAGCGUGGACUGCCUUGGGGAUGGGCCUCACCCUCCCACCACCACACGAAGCUGGCGGCCCUGGGGUGGGGGCAGCGUGGUGUGAGCUGCCUGCGGGGCCGGGGGCUGGUGGUGCCAAAGCCCCCUCCUCUCCUCCCAGCUCCAGCCUUCGCACAGCUGCUCCGCUCGUACCAAAUCCCGGCCCCAUACGGUGUCACCACACUGGGCACGAGCCCAGGGCCGGGCCCUGCUCCAGCCUGGUUGGAACUGGGGGUGGCCGGGCUUCGUCCAGUGAGCAGCACCAGCCCCCGUGGGGGGGGGGGGCUCACCCAGGGCUGGGCCCUGCGCUCUGCUCCCCAAGCACAAGGCCCGGCUGGCCGCGCACCGAAUGUACCCGAUCACUUUAUGUGUAACUGUGCCUUGACCCCGCAGGUCCCACACAUAUAUGCAAUGCAGCCGGGCGGGGGGCGGGGGCUGGCAGCUCCCCCGUGCCCUUCAGGCCCUGCCAAGCCCCUUCUCGGGCACCUCCCUCUCUGCCGGAGCUGGCCGGGCCCCACUGCAUGCACCUCGACCCCCCGAAGCCAAAGCGCAGCCCUGCCCCGGCCCCGCUAUAACCAAAGGAUCCGGCGGUUCGUAUUAAAGUUGGUAUUUCUUUAC
Molecule: messenger RNA, 3280 nt
Organism: Gallus gallus (chicken)
Lineage: Eukaryota; Metazoa; Chordata; Aves; Galliformes; Phasianidae
Gene: SHC1
Product: SHC adaptor protein 1
Exons: 12
Coding region: 677-2557 (626 amino acids)
Biological process (GO): cell surface receptor protein tyrosine kinase signaling pathway; intracellular signal transduction
Cellular component (GO): plasma membrane
Molecular function (GO): receptor tyrosine kinase binding
Source: RefSeq, marked validated